AUGCUGCCCAAUCUCUCCGGUCUCCUUUCAAUUGGCCUGCUGGCCGGCGGAGCUGCCGCCGCGCCGUGCGUCAGGAAAGGAUACGUGACGACCUCAGGUACUAAGUUCCAGCUGGAUGGCGAGGACUUCAACUUCGCGGGAAGCAAUGCUUACUACUUCCCUUUCGACAACAACCAAGCCGAUGUCGAAGCUGGCAUGACAGCCGCGAAGGAAGCUGGCCUGAAAGUUUUCCGGACCUGGGGCUUCAACGACAAAAACGUCACCUACAACGCCGGUGGUCUCCCUCAAUACGGCGGUGAGGGCGCUGGUGACACAGAUAUCGUCUUCCAGAGAUGGUAUGACAACGGCACCUCGGUGAUUAAUAUCGACGCCUUCGACAAGGUUGUCAAUGCCGCGACGAACGUCGGUAUCAAGUUAAUCGUCGCUCUUACGAACAACUGGGCCGACUAUGGCGGCAUGGAUGUCUACACCGUCAAUCUCGGUGGCAAGUACCACGACGACUUCUACCACGUACCCGCGAUCAAAGACGCCUUCAAGCGCUACGUGAAGGAAAUGGUCACCCGCUACAAGGACUCUCCCGCGAUCAUGGCUUGGGAGCUCGCCAACGAGCCGCGCUGUGGAGCUGAUGGCACCCGUAACCUUCCCCGAAGUGACGACUGCACGCCGGCACGUCUCGGUGCUUGGAUCGAGGAGAUGAGUGCUUACGUCAAGAGCCUCGACAGCCACCACCUUGUCACCUGGGGCGGUGAGGGCGGCUUCAACAUCGAGUCCGAUGACUGGGCCUACAAUGGAGCUGAUGGCAGCGACUUCGACCACGAGCUCGCUCUGCCCAACAUUGACUUUGGCACCUUCCACUCGUACCCCGAUUGGUGGAGCAAGACUGUUGAGUGGACAGAGCAAUGGAUCCACGAUCACGCCGCCUCUGGCCGGAAGGUCGGCAAGCCUGUGGUGCACGAGGAGUACGGUUGGUUGACUGCCGACAAGCGCCUGGAGUACCUUGGCGUCGUGGACAAUACGCCUCGUACUGAGGUCCUUGGAAAGUGGCAAGCUAUCUCUCUCGAGGAAGAGAUGCCUGACAUGUACUGGCAAUAUGGGUACUCCAACUACUCCUACGGUCGCAACCACAAUGAUGGUUUCACGAUCUACUUGGACGAUGCCGAGGCUCAACCUCUCGUUUAUGAGCAUGCCGCAAAGGUAAACGCGCUCUAG
This is a messenger RNA of Colletotrichum aenigma, 1209 nucleotides long. It is a transcript of the gene manC, whose product is annotated as putative mannan endo-1,4-beta-mannosidase C. Gene Ontology annotation, molecular function: hydrolase activity, hydrolyzing O-glycosyl compounds. Lineage: Eukaryota; Fungi; Ascomycota; Sordariomycetes; Glomerellales; Glomerellaceae. The transcript has 3 exons. The coding region runs from base 1 to 1209 and encodes 402 amino acids. The record is from RefSeq and is a predicted model, not a curated record.